AAUAAUCUCUUGAUGUAUUUAUGGUCGCGAUCGUAUUCGAUGUGUAUUGUCGGAUUUUUUAAAGCAAAUAGCUCCGCCUAUUUUCCUGAUACAAUUUUAACACACUCGAGUCAAACGAUUUUCGGAUUAUGGCCGAAUAUCUGGCGUCAAUUUUCGGGACUGAGAAGGACAAGGUCAAUUGCUCAUUUUAUUUCAAGAUAGGCGCCUGUCGGCAUGGAGAUCGAUGUUCGCGAAUUCAUAACAAGCCGACCUUUAGUCAGACGUGCUUACUGCAGAAUCUCUAUGUGAAUCCUCAGAAUUCUGCGAAAAGCGCAGAUGGAUCUCAUUUGGUCGCAAACGUGUCUGACGAAGAGAUGCAAGAACAUUACGACAAUUUUUUCGAGGACGUUUUUAUCGAGUGCGAAGACAAGUACGGGGAGAUCGAGGAGAUGAACGUGUGCGACAAUCUCGGUGAUCACUUGGUCGGAAAUGUUUAUAUCAAGUUCCGCAGAGAAGAGGAUGCGGAGAAGGCGGUGAACGACUUGAAUAAUCGUUGGUUCGGCGGUAGACCAGUUUACGCCGAGCUCUCGCCUGUAACUGAUUUUCGCGAGGCCUGCUGUCGUCAAUACGAAAUGGGCGAGUGCACGCGCUCCGGAUUUUGUAACUUCAUGCACUUGAAACCCAUCUCCCGGGAGCUCCGACGGUACUUGUAUAGCCGAAAGAAGAGUAAGGGUCGAUCGAGAUCACGCUCGAGAUCGCGAGGUCGCGACCGUAGGAGGAGAUCCCGAUCCCGUGAUAAGAGAUCCAGGUCCAAAGAUCGGCGCAGAGGAAGAGACGAGAAGACCAGAGACGGUCGAUCUGGUCGUUAUUAAUAAAAUUUUGUUUAUAUAUUUAGAUUUAGUUGCUUGUCGAUAUAUCUCUUUAUUUUAUUUAUAAUACUUGAAUCAAUCAUAUAAAUUUUUACCUUUUUAUUAUUAACAGUUCGAAAGUUCAUAUAAGAGAUUUUCUGUCAAAUUAAUAAUUCUGUAAAUAAAUUCGUAUAGUAUAUUCAAUAUUGAAUAGCUGUGGUAUUGCGAGUUCUGUAAUAAUGGUAUAGACGGCAGCACUGACUUACUGUGUGUCUAAAAAAUAUACUGUGUAUUUUUAUGAAAUUAUUUUUUUUUUUGUAUGCACAUUGGUUAAGAUAAAUGAUAGAUAAUGUAUAUUCAAAUUUUUAGUUUUUGCAUUAAAAUUUGAGAAAAAUAUUGAGAAAAAUAUUUCAUCAAUUUUCUAAUUUUCCUUUCUCUUAAGUUUAAGAAAAAUAGGUAUUAAAGAUGGUAAACUUUUAAUAUAUGUUUACUCUAAAUAAUUAUGCAAUUUAUAUUUUUGAUUUUUUGUAAGAUAAGAGUGAAUUUCAACAUCUUAAAUCCUUAUCAAUGAAAUAAAAAAUUAAACAUUUUGAUAAUUAUUUUACUGACAUUUUGGAAAUAUAGAAACUCUAUCUCUAAAAUGAAAAAAAUGUAUAUAAAAUUUAUAUUAGAAUUUUUCUUUUUUAUUGAAUUUUUUACUUCAAUAUUUUCUAUUAGAAAUUUGUACAUUUGUCACAAGAUGUCACUUGUAGCAUCUCGCAUCGUUGGUUUUAUUUAUAGUUUCUACGUAUUAUUACUAUAUAAAAGAUAAUUUUAGAUUAUAAUUAAUACUUGAGAAACAAUAUUCGUGUUUAUAAAAGUCAAUUUAUUUAAGAAAUAAUUUAUAUAAAUUGUAAAACGUAUAAAAAAACUGAAAUUAAACUGUUAAAGAAAUAUUAUAAUCAUAAAGUUGUAUCGUGUUAUAUUAUAUGCAGCCACAAAAUAAAAAUUUCGUAC
Molecule: messenger RNA, 1823 nt
Organism: Monomorium pharaonis (pharaoh ant)
Lineage: Eukaryota; Metazoa; Arthropoda; Insecta; Hymenoptera; Formicidae
Product: splicing factor U2af 38 kDa subunit
Exons: 5
Coding region: 129-851 (240 amino acids)
Biological process (GO): mRNA splicing, via spliceosome
Cellular component (GO): U2AF complex; spliceosomal complex
Molecular function (GO): pre-mRNA 3'-splice site binding; metal ion binding
Source: RefSeq, a predicted model, not a curated record